Molecule: messenger RNA, 2774 nt
Organism: Medicago truncatula (barrel medic)
Lineage: Eukaryota; Viridiplantae; Streptophyta; Magnoliopsida; Fabales; Fabaceae
Product: CSC1-like protein HYP1
Exons: 11
Coding region: 253-2391 (712 amino acids)
Cellular component (GO): plasma membrane
Molecular function (GO): calcium-activated cation channel activity
Source: RefSeq, a predicted model, not a curated record
AGUUCAUCAUUGCCACCAAACAAGACACGUUGUUUAUUUGUUCAACUUCAACUCAAUCCUCCUCGUCCCUUGUCUUCUGUUUUGUCUUGUCUUUACCACUUCACCACUACACUCACUUUCAGUUCUCUCUCUCUUUUGCUUCUUCAUAAUCAGGUUCAUCGAUUAAGGGAUUCCUUUUAUUCGAUCUCAGGCCUACAUUUGUAUUAUUGGGUGGAAACAGUCAAUCUGUUGGUUUGGAAUUAAAUUUGAACAAUGAUUCUUUCUGCUCUUUUAACUUCUGUUGCAAUUAAUCUUGGUCUCUGUCUUCUAUUUUUCACACUAUACUCUAUAUUGAGAAAACAGCCUGGUAAUAUAAAUGUAUAUGUACCACGCUUCGUUGCUGAAGGAAAGGUUAAAGAAGGUGGUCAAUUUAACUUGGAACGCCUGUUACCUACUGCUGGUUGGGUGAGAAAGGCAUGGGAGCCAACAGAAGACGAAUUUUUAUCGACUUCAGGCUUAGAUGCCUUUGUUUUCAUGCGCAUGUUUGUCUUUAGCUUGAAAGUAUUUACUUUUGGUGCAAUUAUCGGAAUCGUUCUUAUUCCAAUUAAUUAUAUGGGGAGUCAGCUCACUGACGACUCCGAUUUUCAACACAAGUCUUUGGACUCGUUCAGUAUUUCUAAUGUUAACAACGGUUCAAACAGGUUAUGGAUCCAUUUUUCUGCUGCAUAUGUUUUCACUGGAGUUGUUUGCUAUCUUCUUUAUUAUGAGUAUCGAUACAUUUCGUCCAAACGAAUAGCUUGCUUUUAUUCUUCUGAGCCACAACCUCAUCACUUUACCGUGUUGGUCCGUGGUAUUCCUAUUCCACCUGGAAGCACAUGUACCGAUGCUGUCCAGCGUUUUUUCUCUGAGUAUCACCCUUCCACGUAUCUUUCACAUUCAGUCGUUCGUCGAAGCAGCAAACUUCACAAUCUUAUUACUGAUGCAGAUAAAUUGUACAAAAAGCUUACCAAUCUUAAACAAAAAAAUGAUGCUCCUAAAAGGCAGACGCGUGAAGGUUGUUGUGGACUCUUUGGGCCUAAAGUUGAUACUGUAGAUCACUAUGAAAGGAGACUUGGGAAUAUAGAAGAUAAUGUGAGAAUGGAACAGUCCUCAUUGGCAUCAAAGGAAGUUCCUGCUGCAUUCGUUUCAUUUAAAACUCGAUUUGGUGCUGCAAUAGCUUUACACAUUCAAGAAGGUGUCAAUCCAACAGAAUGGAUUACCGAGGAAGCUCCCGAACCUCAUGAUGUUUAUUGGCCUUUCUUUACCGUUUCAUUCCUUAAAAGAUGGAUCAGCAAGCUGGUAGUUUAUGUUGCAUAUACUACUCUCACAGUUCUGUUUUUAAUCCCGGUUGCAAUAGUACAAGGUCUUACUCAUCUUGAACAGUUGGAAACGUUCUUCCCGUUUUUGAAAGGCGUACUGAGACUGUCAGUUGUGAGCCAAGUUAUAACAGGAUACCUUCCAAGUUUGAUUCUUCAGUUGUUUCUAUCAUAUGUUCCACCUACUAUGAUUAUGCUUUCAUCUUUGCAAGGAUACAUUUCAUGGAGUCAGAUACAAAAAAGUGCAUGCACUAAAGUGUUACUGUUUACCAUAUGGAACAUUUUCUUUGCAAAUGUACUAUCAGGGUCUGCUCUUUAUCGAGUGAACAUCUUUCUUGAGCCGAAAAACAUCCCAAGAGUAUUAGCCGAAGCUGUACCCUCACAGGCAUCGUUCUUCAUUGCAUAUGUUGUGACAUCUGGAUGGACCACAAUAGCAUCAGAGCUCUUUCGAUUAUCUACACUUAUUUCCAAUUUUUUAAGUAGAACUUUUUGUAAAAACGGCGAUGAUGAUUUUGAGCCCCCGUCAAUUCCUUACCACAGCGAAAUUCCCAGGAUUCGUCUCUUCGGUCUUCUUGGUGUGACAUACUUCUUUCUUGCUCCACUCAUACUUCCAUUUCUCUUGAUUUACUUUUGUUUGGGAUACAUCAUUUUCCGCAACCAGUUUUUGAAAGUUUAUGUGCCAAAGUUUGAGACUGGAGGAGAGUUUUGGCCUACAGUGCAUAACUCCACGAUAUUUUCAUUGAUACUAAUGCAUGUAAUAGCCAUUGGGAUUUUUGGUUUGAAGAAACUUCCUCUAGCAUCAGCAUUGACUCUUCCUCUUCCAAUUCUCACACUUCUUUUCAACGAGUAUUGCCAGAAACGGUUCCGACCUAUAUUCAAGAAUUUUCCAGCUGAGUGUUUGAUUAAGAAGGACAGAGCAGACGAAAUCGAGCAUAAUAUGUCUGAAUUUUAUGAUAAAAUGGAAAAUGCAUAUAAUGAUCCAGCUCUAAUGCCAGUCCAAUAUUCAGAAAGGUUUGAUAGUCAAAGAUCACCACUUCUUCAUAGUUCUCAAUUUUAAUUCAUAUUAUGAGGCUGGUUGCUACUAUGAAAAUCAGCAUACCCUCAGUUUGAUUUCCCGAUUUCCUGUAAAAUUUAUUUGAUUGUUCGUGGCAAUGUGUUGUAAAUUGUUUGGCCGAGAAUUUAUGCUUUAAUGAGUAUGGAAUGGAAGCUUAGCAAAGGUAUAACCUUCUCUUUUGCUAUUCAUAGUGAAAAGAAAGAUAAGAACAGAUUAAGUCCCAAGUAGAUAGUUUGGUUAGCGAAAUAAGGGACACCGAAGGAAUUUUUUGUAAGAGGUCUAGGGUUUGAACCCUAAAAAAUAUAACCAUUAUUUACUAAUAACAUUUGUUUAUUGAAAAGUGAUUGAUAACAUUUGUAAUGAGAAGAUAUAGUAGAGUACAUACA